AUGCCAUUUACCGAUAGAGAACUCCAGGUGUUGGCCAUCACUGAGAGGGUGAGCUCGGCAAUCUCUUUCGUGGGCUGCAUGUUCGUUGUCCUCACUUUCAUGGCCAGUUGCCGCUUCAGGACACCCGUCAACCGGCUGAUUUUCUUCGCUACCUGGGGCAACAUACUUGGUAUCUGCGCGACGGCAACCUCUCGCUCGGGGAUUAUUGCUGGUGAGAAUACCGCUCUAUGUCAGUGGCAGGCGGUCUUCAUUCAAUGCACCGCAGAGCUAAGGAAGAUAGAAUGGAAAUACAUUUGCAUCUGUUACGUACUUCCAUCUAUACCUGCCCUUACCUUUCUCUUUAUCAAAAAUAACGAGAGAGGGAAGGUAUACGGCGGAGCAACUCUUUGGUGUUGGAUCAGGCCGCAGUGGUCGAUUCUCCGCGUUGCAGGCGUCUACGGCCCCAUCUGGUCCAUAAUAGCGGUUACUCUCGGCAUCUACAUAUACAGCGCUAAGUUUAUCCUCGCCAGCCGAAGAGAUAUCAAACGCCUACGCAAUAUCAGUCUUACCUUGACUUCGACAGUCGACUCGACUCUCCCCGUUGCGACUGAUGUUUCUAGCUAUAUGGACCAUGAUACCCAUCCAGGGCUACAGCAGCAUAUCCAGCAAGAUCCCCAACAGAGGGAGCAGCAGGCACAUCAUUUGGAUAACUGGGCAGGACCAGAACUCCGACAGGAAUAUCUCGGCGACGACAUAGAGCCAGCCUAUUUCCCACCAUCCACGCCCAGACAUACGACACAUGGGCCGGAAGCUGAGGGGGUGGAAGACACGAUUGACGUUGAACAUGCAGCAGGGCACGAUAGCUUCCAGAUAAGAUCAAACAGAAGACGUUCUUUGCCCGGGGAGGGAUAUCGUAUGCACAAGUCAUCUUGGGAACGGCAGAGCGCGACCUGGGCGUAUUCAAAAUUUGCUAUUCUGUUCUUUUGCUCCUUACUUAUCACUUGGGUACCGGCAUCAAUUAAUCGCGUCUACUCAUUCGCGCACCCAGAAGAACCAAAUCGUGUGUUAACCUAUUUAGCAUCACUUGUCCUUCCCCUACAGGGGUUUUGGAAUACCCUAGUUUACACUGCUGUAUCAUCUUCAGUAAUCGCUUCGUACAUUAAAUCCUUUCGAGAAAAUCCACGACUUCUCUACCAAUGCUUUGACUUUGGCCGGCUUUAUGGCUUUAUUUCACGGCAUUUCCGACCACAGGCAUGA
This is a messenger RNA of Microsporum canis CBS 113480, 1236 nucleotides long. Its product is annotated as G protein coupled receptor family protein. The record is from RefSeq and is a predicted model, not a curated record. Gene Ontology annotation, cellular component: plasma membrane. The transcript has 4 exons. Gene Ontology annotation, molecular function: G protein-coupled receptor activity. Lineage: Eukaryota; Fungi; Ascomycota; Eurotiomycetes; Onygenales; Arthrodermataceae. Gene Ontology annotation, biological process: adenylate cyclase-activating G protein-coupled receptor signaling pathway. Bases 1 to 1236 code for a protein of 411 amino acids.